Aspergillus saccharolyticus JOP 1030-1 is the source of this 2860-nucleotide messenger RNA. RefSeq names its product citrin. Gene Ontology annotation, molecular function: calcium ion binding; L-glutamate transmembrane transporter activity; L-aspartate transmembrane transporter activity. NCBI's taxonomy places the organism in Eukaryota, Fungi, Ascomycota, Eurotiomycetes, Eurotiales, Aspergillaceae. The coding region runs from base 331 to 2427 and encodes 698 amino acids. The transcript is spliced from 4 exons. The record is from RefSeq and is a predicted model, not a curated record. Gene Ontology annotation, biological process: malate-aspartate shuttle; L-glutamate transmembrane transport; aspartate transmembrane transport.
AAAGAAGAAGUCUCGCUUCUUUAAUUUCCCUUAGCCAGUUUCCAGCUGUCAUAUUUAUGAUUCACUCCAGGUUCAGUAGUUAUCCUAACUGAUCGAUCAACCACUGUUCAGUGUUUGGAGCAUUUCUCCCCCAUUAUUUUUGUCUUGUCUCCCCGUCUCCACUCACUUUUCUUAUCCCCAGCCCCUUCUUCCUCCGAACAUCUUCCCUCCACCACCUGGGUUGAUUACCUUUCUCUCGUUCAAUUCUUUGUCGUCUUGGUUGGCGCAUUCUUUUCGCAGAGACUUGGAUCGAUUGUUCUUGGUUUAAUUUCUAUUUGAUUUCAAUUCACAAUGACCAGCGUGAAGGACGCAGUCAAGGAGUCCCUGGUCGGCAGCUCAUCGGAGCCUCAGCCGUCGCAGCAGAUCAAAAACAAUUUCCUGCGUCAUGCACGCAAAGAUGAGGCAUCAGGAGAUCUUUACAUGUCGGAAGAUGACUUCAUCAACGCCAUUGCCCCUAAGCAUGAGGACUAUCACAAGAUCAAACGCGAACACUAUGGCAUUCUAUUUCUAGUCGCCGAUAGACGGAGAACUGGGAAGCUCACUCUUGCUGAUUGGGCCACUUUCGAGAACCUCUUGGGCAAGCCCGACGCUGAGUACGAGAUCGCCUUUCGCCUCUUCGACACAGAAGGAACUGGCUCUGUGAAGUGGGAAAACUUUCAGCAACUGUACAACCUGAACAAGACUAGCGACAGCAUACCUUUCGAUUGGAACUCAGAAUGGGCCUCCCUUUACACUGGACGCAAAAAGACUCGCCAUGAUAUGACAUACCCUCAAUUCGCCCAGAUGCUUCGUGGUCUGCAGGGCGAGCGCAUCCGACAGGCUUUCCACGUGUUCGACAAGGACGGUGAUGGUUACAUUGAGCCUGAGGACUUCCAGCGUAUCAUCCUCGAAACUUCGAAACACAAGCUGUCCGACUAUGUCCUCGAGAACCUCCCCAGUCUGUGCAACAUCUCUACUGGCACAAAGAUUUCCUAUGCUACCGUCCGUGCGUUCCAGAAUAUCAUGCGUGAAAUGGACAUGAUUGAUGUCAUUGUCCGUGAAGCGACCAAGAAGAGUACUGACGGCAAAAUAACGCGCGCUGAUUUCUUGAAUGAAGCUGCCCGUGUUACUCGCUUUUCUCUCUUUACUCCUAUGGAGGCUGAUAUAUUGUUCCACUUCGCUGGGCUGGAUGCGCCUUCAGGACGGCUUUCUCAGAAAGACUUUGCCAAGGUCAUUGAUGCUUCAUGGCGCACCCCCUUCGUGGUUGCUGGACAGGCGGCAGCAGUCGCAUCGGACAAGGCUCACCAGGUCGCCGACAAGACCAAGUCGGUGCUUUAUAGUGUGCUUGAAUCUGUGCACCAUUUUGCCCUUGGCAGUCUUGCUGGUGCCUUUGGUGCCUUCAUGGUUUACCCCAUCGACCUGGUCAAGACCCGCAUGCAGAACCAGCGAUCAACCCGUGUUGGAGAGAGAUUGUACAACAACUCGCUCGACUGUGCUAGAAAGGUGAUUCGGAACGAGGGAUUUCUCGGCCUGUACUCUGGUGUCAUCCCUCAAUUGAUCGGUGUUGCUCCUGAGAAGGCUAUCAAGCUCACAGUGAACGACCUCGUUCGUGGUCACUUCACCAACAAGGAGAAUGGAAAGAUUUGGACCGGCCACGAGGUCCUGGCCGGUGGUACUGCAGGAGCUUGUCAAGUUAUCUUCACCAACCCCCUAGAGAUCGUCAAGAUUCGUCUUCAGGUUCAGGGUGAGAUUGCCAAGUCCGUUGAGGGUGCCCCGCGUCGCUCUGCCCUCUGGAUCGUGAAGAACCUGGGUUUGGUUGGUCUGUACAAGGGUGCAAGUGCUUGCUUGCUCCGUGAUGUUCCCUUCUCCGCAAUCUACUUCCCAACAUACGCACAUCUCAAGUCGGACUUCUUUGGAGAAUCUGCCACCAACAAGCUUGGUGUUGUGCAAUUGCUGACUGCAGGUGCCAUUGCUGGUAUGCCAGCUGCUUACCUCACCACGCCUUGCGACGUUAUCAAGACCCGCUUGCAGGUUGAAGCCCGCAAGGGCGAAGUCGGAUACACCGGCCUUCGUCAUUGUGCUGCCACCGUCUGGAAGGAAGAAGGUUUCAAGGCUUUCUUCAAGGGUGGCCCGGCCCGUAUCCUCCGUUCGUCCCCGCAGUUCGGUUUCACAUUGGCUGCAUACGAAGUCCUUCAAAAAAUGCUUCCCAUGCCCGGAGGCCACGAUGAAGUCUCUCCCUCUGGACAUGUUGAACCCGGUGUUGGCCUGCAAUCUGCCAAGGCGCCGCUCCCUUACCUCAGAUCCAGAAACGCUCUGAAGCUUAUCCUGGACCUUGACGAGAACAUUGGCCGCGUUCGGGUCCCCUCUGCAGAACGCUGGCCCAAGUUUCUGCAACCAUCCCAGCCCUAGACACGCACGACCACCUUUGUUUUCAUAGCGAUGUUUUUUUUUUCCUAUUUCCUCCUUUGCCCUGAAUGAAAAUAGUGAUUGAUUUUAUCUCGUCAUAGCCCAUUUCCCCCCUUCACUGGAUUCUCUCUUGGCCCGAUUGAAACCAAGACCUACUUCUUGUUUUCUUUCCUCAAGUCAUAUGGUCCACACUAUCACAUGUAACAAAAGCAGAUACACUCGAGCCGAGACUCUUGUUGCUAGACCGCUGAUUGGGUAUCUAGACUUGAUCCUUAUUGACCUUGCAGUUCUUCAGUGAUUUUGCAUCUGGUGUCUCUUUCUCCUUUCACAUACAGAAAUGGGCGUCACUUCUCGGUGUACAGGUACCUGAUUAUUCAAGCCUUUGUGAGCAGCUAGAUCAACUAGAUGUUUUGAAUAUACAUUGUAUUCAUCCCGG